Messenger RNA from Halichondria panicea, 12835 nucleotides. Its product is annotated as E3 ubiquitin-protein ligase MYCBP2-like. Lineage: Eukaryota; Metazoa; Porifera; Demospongiae; Suberitida; Halichondriidae. The record is from RefSeq and is a predicted model, not a curated record. Gene Ontology annotation, biological process: axon guidance; regulation of synaptic assembly at neuromuscular junction. Gene Ontology annotation, molecular function: ubiquitin protein ligase activity. The coding region runs from base 184 to 12702 and encodes 4172 amino acids. The transcript has 62 exons. Gene Ontology annotation, cellular component: nucleus; plasma membrane.
AGAUCUAAAUUCCCAGACUCAAUUCUGUGAAAGAGCAAAGGUGAAAGUCAAGACGUGCUUUGAGUCGAGUCUCUACUCUAGUCCUGCCAAUUGAUAGAGUGUACUUAGUGCCAAUUUUUUUGCCACUAAGCCCGGCUAGGCCUAGCUAGCUAGCAGCUCAAAGUUGAAGCUUUCAGAGGGGCCAUGGCCUCUGACGUGGCUGCUCAAGGCUCUUUGCUGCUCCUGUCCCCAGGAUCAGUGUUUAAAGAUACGUUAAGGAGACAGCUUGAAGCAGAUGUUCACGAAGAUAAAAAGAAAGAAACAAGAACUAAACCAAAGAAGUCGAAGAAAACCAAAAAGGAGGAGGAAAAGAGCAUCAUUGAACCAGACGUGAAGCGAGUCAUUCGAGAAGAAAAAAACUCACUCAUCACUUUUGGAAAUCCCUCCGUUUUCUCUAUCUUUUCACGUAUUCGUCAUUUCCUGCUCCAGAAUCAGCUUUGUGACACGUUCAACUCCCGAUGUUCUCGUGACACCAUAGAAGCGGAGGAGUCUGAUGAUGAAGGAGACUCUGAGGAGUCGGGGAAGAAAUCUGACUCUAAGCUGCCUGUUGUGGUUGGACUAGGUGUAAAAGGUGUGUUCUCUAUCAUUAGGGAUAUCUGGCACAAACAACCUGAUCUAUGCCUACGAGCUCUGAUGGAGUUUGUUAACAUUCUACAAGGGCAGAGUCCAGAUGGUCUCAAGAAUGAACCUAGGAAGACAACAGAUGCUCUCUUUGAGCUAUUGAUGGAGAUGGUGUCUGAGCUAGCUCCCUCUGAGCACCAGCUGGCGUCACAACUGUCCAGUGUGGCCAGUGCCUGUCUACUCAGCCUUGUUAUAGCUCUCGGUGAUACAGGGAAGAUGCUCUCUGCAGUUGCUGCACUACUUACUGCUCCCGAAAGACCUGAACAAGGGAAUGUUCAAAUUCCCCAGAUUUUCUACCAACUUCAAUCUUCUGUCCAAGCUGUUCUCCUGGGAUCUGUUGUGGAUAGUGAUUGGUGUUCACAAGGGAUAACCUCAUCCAGUCUUGUCGAGACGUGGCUCCUCCCUAUUCCUGAAGGAUGUGAUGUAACUGAAGGAAACUUUAUCUCAGUGGCAGGGGAUGGCUCGUACUUGUACUUCCAUGGGCCUUUUGGGUUGUUAAAAGUGGGCUCUGGAUAUGCCAACACUAAAAAGGGUCAUGUAUACUGCUCGAACUCUGCGUUUAACCCUGACUCAACCAGCUGGAUGGGUUACUGCUCUGAGAAGCUUUACUUUUUCUCUCUGGGUGCAGGAGCGGAAACCAUCACUGUCAUCAACACAGACACACUCACAAGCGAGGAUCAGUUAUUACUUGAAUCUGAUGCGGUGGGCUCACAGUGCAUGUUUACAGACGGAGAGUCUCUUUUCCAAAUAAAGGCCAAAAAGGAGGGUGGUUUUGUGGUUCGCAAGUUCACCACACUGUGUUCCCCCAUGCCGGUUACCGAAGAAAGCCCUCUGCACCUAUCUCAGAAGAGUGUUCUUGUCAUGGGUAGAGCCAAGUACGAUAAUCAGGGUGACCUACACACUGCCUACCAAGACAGCAGUGAGCAAGUUGUACAAGUGAUGGCUGGAAGAACAUUUGCUGCAGUCAGAACACCUUCUGGCAAGCUAGUGUACACUGGUAGUGGUGCUGUAUUCGGGCUGAGUCAGAAGGAUGUCCCUAAGGGUGAGUGGAAAGAAGUGGAACUACCCGACAAGAAUGUCAAGGUGGAGCACUGCUCGUGUGACAAUGCCGGUUCAUUCUGUCUGGUGGUCUCAGACAAAGGUGUGGUCUACUUUGGAGGAAUCAACAAAAAAGGGGAAUCUGGAGAGAAUGUGGGUGCACGGCAGCAAUUAAAGCCAAUCAAACUGAAGAGAAUGUCCAAACUCAAGGAUCAUCAGAUAGUAAGUUCGGCUUGUGGCACCCUUGGAACUGCUUUGAUCUCUAACGAGGGGAAGUUGUUUAUGUUUGGCAAUCUGGAUGAGGACCUCACUGACAAGUCCACUGGUGUUGUAACUGGAAUGCUUGGUGUUCCUGCCAGCCAAGUGGCAAUGGGACGUUCUCACACAUGUGUACUGACUCAGCAUGGCACUGUCUAUACCUUCGGUACUAACUCGUAUGGUCAGUGUGGGAGAAACUUUGUCCCUACGAUAGAAAGUGAAACCAUUGCUGAGGAUGGUAGUGACAUCAAUUCAGAUGAGGAAACGGAGGGAAUGUGUGCCCCUGGUGAGCACAAGUGGGCACACAACUCCUGCUUAGUCUGUCGGUUCUGUGGCUACUGCACUGGUUAUGGACCAGGCUGCUGCAAUGAGGGUGAACAAGGAAGGAGUCCGGGAAAUGAAUGUGGGUGUGGGUCUGGUGACUCGGGCUGCACAGAGUGUGGGGCUUGUAAGGUGUGUGCUGGAGAGCUAGAAAACUGGGGAGGAGGAGGUGGACCUCUUGACGGUCUCCCUGAUGAGGUUAUCAGGAUCAGACAGAGGGGAGGGAAGGCCAAAAAGGAAAAAGUUGACAAAAAGGAUGGAGCUAGUCAGAAAGGAGAGAAUGCUAUGGCGGAAGGACUCAAGCUGCUUUUUGGUGGGGCGACAAGCGUUGAUGAAGCUGGGCCUAGUGUUGCUGUGGAAGAAGGAAAGGACAAGCUGUUAACCAAGAAACCUGCGAUUCUUCCUCUGGCUGAGGACAUGACUGUUAUGCAGAUUGACUGUGGGACAUUCCACACUGCUUUGUUGCUACAUUCUGGAGAGGUGUACAUGUUUGGCAACGGUAACCAUGGACAGCUUGGCCAAGGAAACAACAAAGUCAGUGUUGACCCUGUCAAGGUGCCACUACCUGAGCCAGCUACGCAAGUAGCCUGUGGAGACAAUCAUACUGUGAUCCUGUUAGCCUCAGGCCAAGUGAUCACCUUUGGUAAACACCAGGAGGGACAACUGGGACGCAAUAAGGAGAGCGAUGAUGAUGAAAGCUGGUACAUGGUGCCAAGACAAACAACAGGACUGGGUAAUGAUCAGAAUGCUAAGUGGGUUGGAGCCAGAGGUAACCAGACGUUUAUGAUUCUGGAUGAAAUGCUAAUCCCUGAGUCUGCCAUCAGUCAGUACAGAGCCUUCGCCAACUCGGAAAUGAUUGGUAUUGUACCUCCAAAAAUGUCUGGGGAAGAUUCACAUACCAUUCUUGUGGACAGGGGCUCUAAGAAUAGGGAGGGUGAACGGCUCAAGGCUAGAAGGAUGGAUGACAGCAACCAACAGGACCUGGGUGGGUGCAGUGUGUAUAUGGACCCUGAGUACAACAUUUUGUGGACCUACUCCCCUCUAACCAAAAUGGUUGCUUCAUUCAACCCCAUCACAUCAAACAUACAAGACACUGUGGGCACAAUCCUGAAUUCGUCUAUUUGCCUUCCUGGGUCAAAGGCUGCUCAUACUAGUCGCUCACAUCUAGCCGUAAACCUCCUCUCUUGUAUCACCACCCUAGCUACACAACCCUCCCCCUCCCUUGGUGUCAUGACCGGAGGAAUCAAACGCAAGUACAACAAGGAUGACUUCCAUGCUGUACUGAGAUUUAACGCCCAUGGUGGAGGGUGGGGUUACUCCAACUCUUCAAUAGAGGCUAUUCGAUUCUCCCCCGACAGCGACAUUCUUCUAGGAGGCUACGGACUUUACGGAGGCAGAGGAACAUACAAUGUAGAAAUAAAGGUGUAUGACUUGGGAGAAGGUGGAGGAGACGCAGAGACAGAGGGUACACUGCUUGCUAGUCACAAUGAGGUUGGCUACACCUGUGAGAAGCAACAAACAUGCCGCGUCCUGUUUGAUAAGUGUGUACUUCUGGUGGCUGACCACUGGUAUGUGGCCUUUGCCGGAGUGAGUUCACCCUCAGGGGCUAGCUCUGACGCUGGUUCUUCUGGUCAGAACACUGUGCAGGGACACGACAAGGUCACGUUCAAAUUUAAAUCAUCUCGACGUUCAAACAAUGGUACAGAUGUUGGCUCAGGGCAGAUUCCUGAAAUCCUGUACCGCACUCCAGAAGUUGAACAGGAAGAAGAUGUGCAGCUACAGCUUCUUGGGAAGGACUUUGCCUCAACAGUAUCUGCUGAUGGGCUGACUGCUGUCCUUCGCCUGCUGGACUGGUCCUGGAGUAAACUCACCCAGAUUGAUCCUUCUACUGACACAGAGAAUCUCAUGUUCAUUGCCAAGUCGUCUCUUGACCUUCUCCAGACCUACAUACUGAGGGCAUUUCCUGAAAAGGGAAAAUCCUACAAUCCAGAGUUGGACUGUACUGAACUGGCAACUGCUAUUUUUGAAGGUCGUACUUUGCUUCGUUUAAUCUUGUCUAGUCGUUUCCCUCCUCAAGUUUAUGGCAAGCCCUCUCCCCUUCAUGUGGUGAUAAAUGCAUGUGGAGAGACAUUCAGAGCUUGUUUCAGUGCUUUUUAUCCAUCCUCACCACUCAAAUGGUUUGCUCUCUGCCAGCAACUACAAGUUGUAGACCCGAGUGACGUAUUGAGUGGUAUUCCCAUGGAAAAUUUGCUCUCAGCUGUUUUGGAGGCUCUAGCUCAAUCCACAGUCAGCUAUAUUGGACUUGCAUAUGACUCCACAAUUUCCAUUAGUUCAGCUAUCCAGAACUCGGAACACACCUCCAUAUAUCCUGUACUGUCUGAGUUCAUGCAGAUGAAAACUCUGGAGGAGAUUGGCGAGGUUCAACUGCUUGGAUUCCAUGCUGUUGCCACUAGGCUCUUGGGAAUAGUGACGGCUCCUAUCCACACUGCUUUAGUGAAUAAACAGGCUGAGGUAUCCCCAGUUGUUGCUAAGGCUGGUGCUCUACUACUUUCAAGAAUUAAUGAGCUGUCACUGUGUGUAUCAUACCCCGAAUCAGCUGCCACUCUUGGCCUCCCUGUGCUGCAACAAGAGAAGAAAGACCCCAUUGUGGAGAGUUCCCCUAGGUUUACAGCCAGAGAAUGCGGGCACCCUACUCUUAUCCCCACUGAACUUGCUUUUUCUGUUAGCAAGGCUAUCUUGCUGCGUGGGUUUACUGUAUAUGGCAAUGCAGAAGGCACGUACAAAUACAAAAUGUGCUUAGAGAAACAGGGGCAAAGUUUGUCACUGAAAGAAGGGUCAUUUGGGGGGAGAGACUGCAUUGGAGAUCAUUGUGUUGUGCAGCUGCUCUUCAAAGAACCAGUGACACUUCAGACUGAUGUGGUGUACACUGCCCACCUUGAGCUUCAGGGAGAAACCUACAACAUAGGUGUUGAGGGGAAGCUCUCACUGACAGGGCCAGAAAGUGUAGAGUUCUUUCUUCACCACACUGGGAUGGAGGACUCUAACCCAGAGACUGGUUCUAUCCUCAACUUUGUCUACUCCACCUGCUCUACACCCACACCACAGAAUGUGGUCCAGCUGAGUGUGCACCUAGCCUCGAUGUUACUAGAUGUGACAGUGGGAUUUCUGGAGCGGGUGCUGAGAGGGGAUCUCACUUGGGACACUUUAUCUUUCCUUGGAUCUUCGUUCCUCUUCUCCACUCUUCUGCCGACCACACUCGCUCAACUUGGUCCCAUUGCGUGUAGGCAACCAAAGUAUGCUGUGGAAGUUUUAUCUCUUGUCAAGCGGGUCCUGGGUGUGGUUUCAGCGGCCUCUCAAAAGGCGGCCAGUUUGUCAAACAGUUCCUCCGACAUCAAGUCCAUGCACUAUGCCACUGUAGAUACCGAGCACCCCUACAAGCCAGCCUCUGUGAAAUAUUUUAAGGUCAAAUUUUCAGAGAGUGUGCAGUGGAUGACUCUUGAGUUUGACCCUAGGACAGGAUUUGCUCAGCCAGAGGACAAGAUAGGAGAACUUCUUGUACCUACAUCUCGUCCCUCUCCUCUUACACCGCCCAAACAGGCCAACUCACCUCCAGAAGUAACCCUCGUAGGGGUAGGGUUUGAUGACAUUUACGAUGACUGGCAGAGAUAUUCUUUGGACUCUCCUCCUGGGCUCGUGUUGCUUCCUGGCAAUGAGGUUCACAUUGUGGUGCAUACUGACACUGAAUAUGAUAAGAAAGACUUCAGCAAUCAUUACGGACUAAAAUGUCAAGUAGUGGGUUAUGAAUGGACUGCAAAAACAACAGAUUGUUUGCUGCUGUUAGAGAAGGAAUUGGUGUCACUGGGAACUAUGUGUGCCACCUCCCUCCUUAAGGAGAACAUACUACUACCCUUUGCUGAUGAGCUCACUGUUAGCCAAGACCAGGCAGAAAAAGCUGACAUGAGGAUUGUGCAGGCCUCCAGUCAGGAAGUGCUGAGCAAGCAUAACCACAUUCUCUCUCGAGGCCUCAUGGUGGACCUGCCAUCAAUUCAACAAGUCCUUGAUGGGGAGAUCUCUGUGAUAAAGUGCAACACAAAGCAGACCUUCCUCACUGACUUCAUUGAGAGCAAAGCUGAUACUCCUGGAAACCGAUUGGCGCGAUGGUUGCAGCCAGACCGAGCAGUGGACCCCGAGGCGUGUGAGCUACAGCUUCCCACUGAGAACAUUGAAGCCAAUGUCUCUUCCCAGUUCCUGGUGCAUAUCAAAGACCAGGAUGGAAAGCCUGUCUAUGUCCAAGACAUGAAGGUGGAAGUGAAGGCAGUAUGGCUGGGCAAAGGAAAGGAUCAGCAAGAGAAGAGUUAUGCAAGAGACAAGAUGGUAGACAAAUCCAUGGGAGUGAGGAAGCCUACUUACAAACGACCUUAUACCCCAACAAGGCUCAACAGCAACUAUCUCUACCAUUGCAUCUCGAUGAUGAUGCCUUACUCAAACUAUUCUUUCGAAGAGCUGAGACUGUUUGCACCAAAGAUUGAACGGAGCUCUGAGAAUGUGCGGGUUGAAUGGCAAGACAAUGGGACAUAUGUUGCUCAGUGGGUGCCUGCAGUUAGUGGACGUUACCUGAUACAAGUCCUUAUUGAUGAACGGAACACAGGGCAAGAAAAAUAUGUAGAGGUGCUACCCUCUGAAGACCUGGAAACUGAAGCUGAUGAGCAAAUGGUGGAAGACCAAUUAGAACCAACUUUAGAAUCCAUCUCACUGCCAAAGAUGAAACUUUUCUCUGGGAAAACUGCCCCAGGGCUACGAAUCAGAAAAGCACCACAUUUUACCGCAAAUCCAUUGGGAGUUAUCAAACCCGGUGAAAAUUUCACAUAUUCAGAAGAGAUUGAGAAUGAAUCGGGUGUUUGGGUGAGGCUCACGUCACAAGCUAUCAGAGAUUUACAUUGUGGUCCAGACUGUACAGAGGCUUAUGCUUUAGCAUUUUCAAAAGAGAAAAAUACACAGUUUCUUGAGGAAUUUCAAGCUAAGCCUGAAACACUGGAGAAACUUGCUCAUGAAGCAGUGAGGGCUCUUAAGAAACCAGUCAGCAAAAGAAGGCAGUGUGGACCAGGCACCUAUCAUGUGGUUCAGUGUGGCUCAGCUGGUCACAACAUUCGUUCCAAGCCAGGGUUAAGGGGCACACCAGCAGGGAGGUUGAAAAAAGGAGAUAUAAUCAAUUCUCCCGAAGAAGUUGAAAACGAUGAUGGUGUCUGGUUGAAACUCCUGCCUGAAGAUUGCAAAAAGUAUUGUCGUUCUGAAUCAGAAAGCUUGGAAGGGUGGACACUAGCUGUUGGGCCCAGUGGUAGAAUCUUUCUUAGCCUUGAAAGUGAUGAAAGCUACCAUGACCAGAUAAUCGAUACGAAAGCAAAGCCUCCUAACCCACAGAUUUUCCCAAGUGCUGCGUCUGUGUUUGGUACUGCUCCACAAUCGGUAUUUGGUACACCGAUUCCUCCUCCUCUCCCUGCUGUCUUCAAUUUCGGGGGUGGUAGUGACAGCCUUGUCAAACUGACUUUUGGUGCUGUAGAAAACAGUGAGUCGAGAAUUUCUGAGCUCACUGACGAAAAGAAAACUGAGGAAACUGAGGAAACAGAAGGUAUGAAGCCCCUAUUUAGCAUUGGGAUUGUUUCUGGUAAAACACCCCCUGCUCAAAGGGUGUCUAGAGGCAGGCGGUUAGGAGGCAGAAAGUCUUCCCCUAAGAGUCCUUCCCCAAAACCACUGAAGGGCGGUCAGGCUGAACAAGAAGAGAUUUCAGAUACUAUCUCUGAUUGCGAGAAAGAUCAUCCACCAUCGCUUACAUCGAAAAAGAAGCAAGCGUUGUCUCCUGCUGUUGCCGAAUGUCAACGAGCUGUAUUUGCCGCUUUUCUCUGGCAGGAAGGACUAGUUGAUGAUGCUAUUGCCUCUGCCUCACAUCUGAUGCGUAAUCCUGACAUGACAAAAAAGCAAUUUGAAUCUUUUUAUGGAAAACAAGACAGUAGCAAUACUAAUUUACCUGACAAGGAACCUGACAAGGAAUCUGACAAGGAGAAGCCUGACAAAGAUAGUGAAAUAACCGAAGGGUCCAAAAUACCUGCUUCCCUUCCUCCUACUUUAAACCACCUUGUCACAUUUUGGGAAGAGAUUUCAUCCACUGUGAUUGAGAAUUCCAACCUAUCCUUUUCACCAUCUGAAGUGCCAGCCCUCGCUCAAGAGCUCUUGAAAAAAUUUGAAGACGAAAAGACAGAAAUAGAAAAACGUAAGAAAGAGAAAGACAAGAAGGUUAACUCUGCUGGGGGUGGAGCAGGCGGAUCAACUAUGUGUGAGCUCUGCAACCAGUCUUUCCCUGAUCCUGUUACCUAUCACAUGAAGGAAGCCCAUCCUGGCUGUGGAAGACAUGCAAGUGGCUGGGGGUAUAACAGUAAGGGCACUUUCUGCUCUGGCUGGGCUGGAAACUGUGGAGAUGGUGGUAAAGGUGGGAGCACUUGGUAUCUCAUGUGUAAGCCUUGUCACUCCAAGUACCUCACUGUCAAGGACGAAGCCAAGAAAAAAACUGUAAAGACGGUUCCACUCCCAAAAAUGAAGACUAGAAAACCUGGAAAACCAAGAAAUCUCCCACCUAUUUCUGCUGUUCAAGGUAUGAUUCAAAAUGCCAAAUUCCUCUUGGAGAUUGAUCGUAUCAGCGAUAGUGCGCCUACAACUCCAUUGGCUGUGCAAGUACCUGCUCUUGUCGUAUUGAAGGCCAGUGGACUAGAGCGGCAAUUGUCAUCACCUGACGACAAGCCAGCACUUCAUAGAGCAGACACCAUACAGAACGACAAAGCUAAAACCGAAAUUUUUCGCCCAUCCUUUUUACGCUCAAAAUCUAUGGCAGUCGGAAAACUUGCUGAAGGUGUGACACAGUCAGAGAGUGACACGAAUAUUGAUGACCCUCUUAUGUCCAAACCGUCAAAGAACCUUCGGCAAUUGAUGUACAAUCGUUCUCGGCAGGACCCCAAUAGCAAGGAGACUGGGUACAAUCGUGUUAUGGGCUUCCUGUUCUUAUAUCAUGACUUGGAUGGACUAAGGGCCAGUAUGAAGCAUUCCAUGAGAGUAGCUGGGAUCAAAUCGUUUGCUUUAGAGUUCAUUGAGUGGCUUUUGAAGAACAUGUCUGAGCCAUCCAUUGUUCAUGACAUCCUGUGGCAGUUUAAUUCUGCGCUCAGAGAGCAUCCAGUGCAGCAGAUGGCUGCCAAAGUUAAGGCAAAAGUAGAGAAAGCCCAAAAGAAUGAUAAGCUAGCUGAAUCUGAUGACAUCUGUUUGGGGCAUCAUCCGCUCUCUGGGCUCGAUGGAGCUGGAUUAAUGCUGCAACUCCUCAGGAAACAGUUUCAUUCAUUCCUACAGACUACCUCCAAUCUUAUGCCAAAGCUACCGUCAGGUUCUGCUGUUCAGCAGGCUGCCAUGCAGUGCUACUGCCUUCAGUUCCAGCCUCAGGACCACUCCUUCCUUCUACAGAGUGAUGUGUUCUCAAAUAUUAGUAAAGCUCUUUCUCUGGGAGAGGAUUCCCAGGAUAGCACUGAGAAAAGAGACAAGGAUGCUAGUGUGACUGUGAUGGAGGAUGUUCUUCCCCAAGGCCAUCUCAAAACCUCCUCCAAUGAGGCCAUGGGCAAUAGUCUCAGCGAUGGCUCCACAGAAACAUUUUGGGAAAGUCGAGAUGAGCCUAGAGGGCAACCACGCAAGCUCACAGUCUCUUUUGAAUCUCAGAAGUCUAUUUUUGCAUGUGCUGUACACAUUGACAAUCAGAAAGAUGGUGGACAAAAAGUGGACAGUGUUAGCCUGCUUGUUGGAAAAGAUGAAGAUUCCCUUAAAGAAGUGGACAAGGCCAAACUCUCGGUGCUACAUUCUGGUUGGAAGGUACUCUUUGUCCCUGAUGACACUCCGUACACUAUUGUACGACUUGAGUUAAAGGGGAUGUCCAAUAAUGUACGAGCAAGGCAGAUUAAAGUAUUAGUGAAACCAUCCAAGCCACUUGAUGCUUCGUUCUCAGCCGUAAUGUCUCAACGGAAUGCUUGUGAGGCUGAGGCCCUGCGUGUCUUUAGGCUACUCACUUCUCAGGUAUUUGGUCGUUUGUUGUCAACUCAGCCAGAAGAAGAUCGAGAUGAAUCUGAUUCUCCUGAGGCUUCUGAUGGGGAUAAAGAAGGAAAAGAAGACGAAGUACGAGAGCAUGUUGUAGAUAUACUGUUUAGUAAGGGCAAGAUCUCAAGCCUUCAGAAACAAGUAUGUGAGCACAUUAUCCAAUCUGUCAACACCGAGACAUUACGUAUGAAAGAUGAGUGGGAGGGAUUAAUUUCUAACCCCCCACCUCCUAAACCGGCUAGGCAGACUAGUAUUGAAGUAAGUCCUGAUGUUGGAAAGGGGUCAGACAUGUAUUGCUAUGAGCUGCUGUCAAUGCUGAUUGGCCUGAGUCAGUCAGAGGUGGGCUGUGCGUUUCUUUCUGAGCAGGAGAAGCUUGUGCAAGAUCUCUUUGCACUGCUUCAUGUGGGAACUGCCAGACUACAAUUGCAGGUUUGCACACUUUUCCGAAAAGUUCUACCAGCUAUUGGACCAAAGAACCUUGCCCCAAUGUUGAAUGUUCGCAUUCUUCCUCCUCUUGGUUAUAGUGCUAUUGCUGAAGCUGUCAAUUCUGCUACCACCAUCAACCAGCUGGGUAUCAUGGACUGUCUUCUCUCCGUCAUCUCAAAGGCUUUGUCAGUCCAGGUUAAAGCUAAGGGGCGGUCAACUAACAUCAUCCAGGUUCUAACUGGAGUCAGCAGCAUUACGGCCAUUAUGAUGGACAAGCUAACCAAUCCUAAGCCUGUUCCAGGUGAAACAACCAUUCGUGCUCAGAGGUGGUACUUGAAGGGAAGUGUGUCUCAUGAGGUAGCUGAAGAGGUUAUCAAGCUGCUUAAGGACAUGGUGAAAGGAUCUCUCGGUGGGCAAUGGGAGGGAUAUUCAAAAUCAGCCAUUGGUCAAGCAGUCUUGCAUCUGACCAAGAUCAGUGAAGAGGCUCGUGUGCCUGUGCCUGGAAUGUUUUCUCAAACGUUAUGGCUCUGUUUGGGUGCUCUCUGUGUGAUUGACAAAGAGCACGCUGAUGCACUCUCGUCGGGCCAAUGGCUUGGACAAGAUGGCAAACCUAAGUCAAAGCCGCUAUGUGACAACCAUGAUGAUGAGGAGACACAGGCCCUGAUAUCAUGUGAUAAAUGUGGCAAUCUGUGUGGAGAGUGUGAUAGAGUGCUUCACUACCACAAGAAAUCCAAAGAUCAUCAGAGACAGAUCUUCAAAGAGGAAGAAGAGGCAGUGAAGGUGGACCUGCAUGAAGGCUGUGGUCGCAUCAAACUCUAUUGGACUAUGGCCCUUACCGACUAUCGCACUCUCAAAGGGCUUGUUGAAUUCAAAGAAGCUGGAAAUGGCGGUGGCAAAGGCAGCUGUAGAUUCUGUGGCACUACUAACAAUACUGGCUUAUUAGCCAUUGGCAAUGUGUGUGCUGAUCCAGAAUGCCAAGAAAGAGUUGACAUGGUAUGUGAUAAUAGUCUUCCUUGCGGUCAUCCUUGCAAUGGCGUGAAAGGAGAGGAGAAUUGCCUGCCUUGUCUCCAUGGUUGUGCAACUGAUAACCCUAAACUAAGGCAAGACGCUGAUGAUAUGUGCAUGGUGUGCUACACUGAGGGGCUCUCUUGUGCUCCAUGCAUUCAGCUGGAGUGUGGGCACGUUUUUCAUUAUCACUGUUGUCGUAAUACCCUUACCAAACGCUGGUCUGGUCCAAGGAUCACAUUUAGGUUCAUGUUUUGCUCCAUUUGUGUGAAUACUCCAAUAUCUCACCCCAAGCUUGCUGACGUGCUGGACCCUAUCACUGAUCUCUUUGAAGACACAAAGAGGAAGUGCCUACUUCGCCUCGAGUACGAGAAUCAGAGCAAGUGUGAAGCCAUAACAUCACCAAAAUCUAAAUUUUUCCAGAAGCCUGCCGAGUAUGCCAUGUGGAAAUAUGCUUACUACGUCUGCUUCAAGUGCAAAAAGGCUUACUUCGGCGGUGAGGCUCACUGUGCUGAGCAAGUGGCUGCCAGCGAUGAUUAUGACCCAACUGAGCUCGUCUGCCCUCCCUGCUCCAAUGUAGGAGGUGCUAUGCAGGUGUGUCCAAAACACGGUACUGAUUUUCUAGAGUACAAAUGCCGAUUCUGCUGUUCUGUGGCCGUCUAUUUCUGCUUUGGCACUACCCACUUCUGCAACCCCUGCCAUGACGACUUCCAACGUCUAACGAGCAUGAAUAAGGCUGAGCUGCCUCAGUGCCCUGUUGGGCCUUGUGCCAGACCACUAGAAGGCACAAAAUGCCCCCUGCAUGUGAAGCACCCACCCACUGGGGAUGAGUUUGCUUUGGGCUGUGGUGUUUGCAGGAAUGCACAACACUUCUAACAUUGGACUAUGAACUUAGAAUUAGGCCAUUAGUAGGCGUUAGAAUUAUAUUAGAGAAAAGUUUAGAGAAAAUUAGCUUAUUUUGGCCAUUGGUGAAGUAUAGCUUGAAAAAUUAAUGAACAAUUAAACAUUC